AUGGAAACAAUUAAAGUUCCAGUUCGUUCUAUUAGCCAUAUUAAAGGCAAAAAUUCCUCUAAAAUAAACGAGAUUGAAAGACGCUCCAAUGCUAAAUGCACUAUCAAAGAAAAUAGUAUUAUAGAAGUGGAAGGCACAAAUGAGGCUAGAAAGAUUGCCCUUAACUUGAUCAAAGAUUGUGUUUGGAACAGUAUUGCAGUUUAUAAUCACCCAUUUGAAGCUAUCAUCGCACUUCAAUCACCAUUGACCAGAUUCAAUACUGUAUUAUUUUCAAAAUAUGAAGGUAUCGUUGAUAAGAGUAAUAUAAACAAGUCGUACUUCAUUUUAGAUAAAGGAAAAGAAAUGAGCGAAGAUGAUCAACUAUCUUUAUUAUUUGGAAAUCUUAAUAUUGAGCAGGCCAAAGAUAUCAUCGCACCUGAAAAAGAUAGAUUUUCGGUAGAUUUCAUUACCAAACGGAUAAUAGAACAAACCAUCAAGCAAGGUAGCAAGUCUUUUGGCUUCAAAGUUAGAGUAAAUAUCGGCAAGCAACUCUUUUAUCCUGCAAAUAGAGAGGUUUUGGAACUUCCAGAAUCGAUUCCUCUCCACGAACUUCUUAAAUAUGAGAUCGGUUAUAAAAAAGAUGCUAAAACUACUUUUAUGAAUCAUAUUUCCUUGGAAGUAGCAAAGAUUAUUGAAAAUCGCCUAGUUGAAUUGGAAUAUCAAAAAAGUUCUGAAAUUAUUCAGAGAGCAUCCAUUCAUUUAAUUGAUAAUCAAUCUGAGAAGCGUUUUAUUGUUUCUACAAAUAUUACAUCAGAUGGUAAAUUAAUACUUCGAAAAUUUAACGCUGAAACCAAUAAAAUCCUUUUCUACUCCUUUGCUGGUCCAAAAUCUACCUUGGAUUUUCGGUUCAAAAUUCUUUCUCAAGAACCACCCAUAACAAAUUUACCUCCUGAACUAGAUAAUUCUAUAAAAAUUGCUACUUACAAUCUUGAAACAAAAAUUCUCAUUUUAGAAGAUACCUCUAAUUACCUCUUCACAAUUUCACGUAUCAAGAUUAAACGUAUUUUUAUUAAGUGCAAAGAUAAAUUUUCGAAUGGUAAAAUUAAAGUAUCAAUUUCUGAGGUAUAUGAAGAUGGAAUAAAAGAUGUACAAGUAACUAUAAUUAGCGAAGCAUUACAAAAGGUUAUUGAAAAGAUGGGUCAAACUAAUAUGAUAGAUGAAAAUUUGAGAUUAGAAUGUGAAGAAGAAAUAGAGAAGUUUGUUAAUGAAGUGAAAUCUAUUGUGAAUGAAUUGAACUAUGACACAAAUGGUCAAUAUGGUCAAAAUUAA
Racocetra persica is the source of this 1308-nucleotide messenger RNA. The record is from the annotation of a GenBank genome assembly. Lineage: Eukaryota; Fungi; Glomeromycota; Glomeromycetes; Diversisporales; Gigasporaceae.